CCUUCAGGAUUGCCUGGAGCCUCGUGACCUAGCCUUGCCAGGGGCAGAGGGCACCACCGAGCCUUAGGAAGGGGAUGCCCCCAAGGGUGCUGGUCCAAUCAGCUGCCCCAGUGCACAGGCCCAGUCUGGCCCCUGUGCUCCCCCAUCUGGUACCCCAAGCAGCCCCCCUGGCAGGUAGCCCCCGCCAUGGCCGAGCACCUGGAGCUGUUGGCAGAGAUGCCCAUGGUGGGCAGGAUGAGCACGCAGGAGCGGCUGAAGCAUGCCCAGAAGCGACGUGCCCAGCAGGUGAAGAUGUGGGCCCAGGCUGAGAAGGAGGCCCAGGGCAAGAAGGGGCACCGGGAGCGGCCGUGGAAGGAGGCCCCCGGUGGCAGGCCGCAGAAGCGGGUCCUCUUCCCUCCCAGCGUCACCCUUCUGGAGGCUGCUGCCCGAAAUGACCUGGAGGAAGUCCGCCAGCUCCUCGACAGUGGGGUCAGCCCUGACCUGGCCAAUGAGGAUGGCCUGACGGCCCUGCACCAGAGCUGCAUCGAUGACUUCCGAGAGAUGGUGCAGCAGCUCCUGGACGCCGGGGCCGAGGUCAAUGCCCGUGACAGUGAGAGCUGGACGCCCCUGCACGCUGCGGCCACCUGCGGCCACCUGCACCUGGUGGAGCUGCUCAUUGCCCGCGGUGCUGACCUCUUGGCCGUCAACACUGAUGGGAACAUGCCUUAUGACCUAUGUGAGGAUGAGGGGACGCUGGACUUCCUGGAGACAGCCAUGGCCAACCGUGGCAUCACCCAGGACAGCAUCGAGGGGGCCCGGGCCUUGCCAGAGCUGCAUAUGCUGGACGACAUCCGUGGCCUGCUGCAGGCGGGAGCCGACAUCAACGUCCCCCAGGACCAUGGGGCCACGCUGCUACACGUCGCAGCUGCCAAUGGGUUCAGCGAGGCGGCUGCCCUGCUGCUGGAACACCAGGCCAGCCCGAGCGCCAAGGACCAGGACGGCUGGGAGCCGCUGCAUGCUGCAGCCUACUGGGGCCAGGUGCACCUGGUGGAGCUGCUCGUAGCACAUGGGGCCGACCUGAACGGGAAGUCUCUGAUGGAUGAGACGCCUCUCGACGUGUGCGGGGACGAGGAGGUGCGCACCAAGCUGCUGGAGCUGAAGCACAAGCACGACGCGCUCCUGCGCGCCCAGGGCCGCCAGCGCUCUCUGCUGCGCCGCCGCACCUCGAGCGCGGGCAGCCGGGGGAAGGUGGUGAGGAGGGUGAGCCUGACCCAGCGUACCAGCCUGUACCGCAAGGAGCACGCCCAGGAGGCCAUCGUGUGGCAACAGCCACCGCCCACUAGCCCAGAGCCCCCCGAGGAGGACGAGGAUGGCCGAACGGAUGCAGAGCUGCGGCCUGUGCCCAGUGAGGAGGAGGACCCAGAGUUGGCCAGGCUGCACAACGGCCGCGUGGGAGGUUCCCCAGGGCGGCACCUGUACUCCAAGCGGCUGGACCGGAGCGUGUCCUACCAGCUGAGCCCCCUGGAGAGCACCACCCCCGAUGCCCUGGCCCACGCCAAGGCCCACCACACCCUGGCGGAGCUGAAACGCCAGCGAGCCGCUGCUAAGCUGCAGCGACCCCUGCCCGAGGGCCCCGAGCUGGGGCUGCCCGUGGACCCCGAGAGCCCCCAGCCAUGCAGCCCCAGGGCCGCCGGAGACCCGCCCCUGCUGAGGCUCACGGCGCCCUCGGAGGAGGCCCCCAUGGAGAAGAGGCCCUGCUGUCUGCUCAUGUGAGACUGCCCUCGGGUGACUGACGACGCCCUGCUCCGGACCCCAGUGCUGCUGAUGGGGGACGGCCCCUGGCGGAAGUCGUGCGGGGGGACCUGCUGCGGAGACCUAGUUUCAUCCUGUGACUCCUGAUAAAGGGCUGUUCCGCCACCUGC
Messenger RNA from Nyctereutes procyonoides (raccoon dog), 1901 nucleotides. It is a transcript of the gene PPP1R16A, whose product is annotated as protein phosphatase 1 regulatory subunit 16A. The transcript has 10 exons. Gene Ontology annotation, cellular component: cytoplasm. Gene Ontology annotation, molecular function: enzyme inhibitor activity; phosphatase regulator activity; protein binding. The record is from RefSeq and is a predicted model, not a curated record. Lineage: Eukaryota; Metazoa; Chordata; Mammalia; Carnivora; Canidae. The coding region runs from base 187 to 1752 and encodes 521 amino acids.